Cottoperca gobio is the source of this 666-nucleotide messenger RNA. RefSeq lists its product as uncharacterized. The record is from RefSeq and is a predicted model, not a curated record. The coding region runs from base 1 to 666 and encodes 221 amino acids. NCBI's taxonomy places the organism in Eukaryota, Metazoa, Chordata, Actinopteri, Perciformes, Bovichtidae. The transcript is spliced from 4 exons.
AUGUCCUUCCUCCCCUGUCUUCACAAGGAGCAGCCACUCAAGCUCAAAGACUCGUUGCAGCCACAAACCAGAUACUUGACAUUCAGACUGCCGGCCCCGCUUUCCCCUAAUGUGGAGCAACCGCAGGCUGGUGUCACCCUGCAGCCGGGUCUCCAGGGUGGCCCCCAGUUCCUACUUCCAACACAACACUACACCUGGUCUCCACUAGGGGGCAGUCCAAUGAUCAUCCCUCUGCAGCCGAGCCUCUACGGAUCUCAACCUGCUAACCAGCCGACACUCCCACAACAGCCUCUGAUUUUCCCUCCUUAUAGAUACUUCCCUCAUUUCUCAUCUCCCUAUAGAAAUCAACUGAGCUCUACACUUGGCAGUCUGAGCUCAGAGGAACUCCAGCUGGCCAUGUAUCUGACCACUGUGCUCACAAACCCGCCUGCUGCAGCCGUUCAGCCUGUGAGCCAGGCCGCUGGGCUCGCAAACCGAGAACAACAAGGCAUCGUGCCAACUGUGGAGUCAACUGGAGUCCCACAGACCCUGGAACCAGCCAGCUCUGGACCUCAGCCCAACACUAACGUGCUCCCUGUAGGUUUGGAGAGACCAGCGCAGGAAGCCACCACUGUCCAAACAUCCAUUCAAGCCAAACUCCAACCCACUCAGGGAUGCCUUGCCUGA